CUUGCGCUGCUCUCGUUGCUCUUCUACCGCGUCUCGAUGGUAGAGCCGGCCUCAGGGGCGCCUUGGCGUUGGUGGCUUCGGUGAGGAAAAGUGAGAGUUCCAACUUUCCUCUUGGCCUGAGAGGUUUUUGGCGCAGAGCGUCGUCAUGUCAGAGAAAAAGCAGCCGGUGGAUUUGGGUCUCUUAGAGGAGGACGACGAGUUCGAGGAGUUCCCUGCAGAAGAUUGGGCUGGUUUAGAUGAAGAUGAAGAUGCACAUGUCUGGGAGGAUAAUUGGGAUGAUGACAAUGUAGAGGAUGACUUCUCCAAUCAGUUACGAGCUGAACUAGAGAAACAUGGUUAUAAGAUGGAGACCUCUUAGCAUCCAGAAGAAGUGUUGAAGCAACCUAAACUUGAACUGUACUAAAUUCUAAGUCAGAGAACCCAGGAUGGGACACUU
Molecule: messenger RNA, 436 nt
Organism: Lutra lutra (Eurasian river otter)
Lineage: Eukaryota; Metazoa; Chordata; Mammalia; Carnivora; Mustelidae
Gene: SEM1
Product: SEM1 26S proteasome subunit
Exons: 3
Coding region: 146-358 (70 amino acids)
Biological process (GO): double-strand break repair via homologous recombination; proteasome assembly; mRNA export from nucleus
Cellular component (GO): proteasome regulatory particle, lid subcomplex; proteasome complex
Source: RefSeq, a predicted model, not a curated record